Harmonia axyridis is the source of this 2583-nucleotide messenger RNA. RefSeq lists its product as uncharacterized. The transcript is spliced from 3 exons. Lineage: Eukaryota; Metazoa; Arthropoda; Insecta; Coleoptera; Coccinellidae. The coding region runs from base 549 to 1016 and encodes 155 amino acids. The record is from RefSeq and is a predicted model, not a curated record. Gene Ontology annotation, cellular component: nucleus.
AACUUACUGUAUUUAACAUAAGCAGUAAAAUGAGCUAAUUAUAAAUUAUAAUAACACCAAUAAUCGAAUUUUGAAGAGACACUCCACGUGUGCAUCUUUGACAUUUGUCACAGAGAAUGUCGUUUAUGUCACAGCGUUGCCAAGUUUGUAUCGAAAUGAAAACCGCUGGGUCCAAGGCAACGGAUUUGAAGUCAAUUUUGUUCGUCUAAGAACCGACAACGUUGUAGGUUGUAUCAAAAGUUGCCUAUCAUAAAAUGGUUUUUCAUUUAUUAGAAUAUGACGGUUGAAUCAAAAUUUAUGUUACAAAUGAAAAAUACAUCUAAAUAUCAACAACAAUUGAAGAAAUUAUGGUAAUUUUGCAUCUAUAUCGGGGGGCUGAGUCCAAUAAAUAAAAAAAAAAAAAAAAAAGAAAAUUGAUCUUCUAUGGAAUUGAUUUAUUAUCGUAGACAUGUAUAUAAACCUAAACAAAACCUAACUUUUAACCCUUUCGAAUUAAUUCUCGAACAUGUUCGUUAGUGUUGUGUGAUAUAAACAAUAAUAUUUCAACAAUGUUGUGUCGUGUACAAAAAAGAAUGCUUGUGGAAUUCGUGAGUGAACAUCCAGAGUUAUGUUCCGGAAAAUUCACACAAGUGUUCACGUUUAAAAAGGCGCAAAGUCUUUGGGAGGAAAUCAGCGCCCAAUUAAAUAAGGUUCCAACCGGAACCCAAAAAGAUUGGAAGAAAUGGAGAAAGACUUGGCAAGAUUUGAAGAAGGGAGCGAAAGCGAAGGAUGCCGCAAUAAGGAAGCAUUCGAGACAGACAGGAGGGGGUCCACCUACAUCUAUGCAGUUAACUGAAGUAGAUAACGAGGUACUUCGAUUGAUCCCCGAAGUCCAGAAAAAAGGGGUGGACUAUGCAGUUGAGGAAGUAUUUGACUUCAAUGAAGAGAUCAAUGUUGUUCAUUCCCUGUCGGAAGGAACUAUAGAAAUAUCCACGUCGACAGAAGAGGUGGUCGCAGAGGAACAGGUAAAGUAUUAGAUUUUUUAACAUCUACCAUGUGACUGUAAUAAGUGCAACACAAAUUCUGAGUAAGAGAAACUCUUUACUUUAUUUUAUAAGGCUGUCUUACGAUUAUCCCAUUUUUAUUUCUCUUAUAAAUAUUCUUGUUUUAUUAAUUAUUUUAUUCUGGUAGACUCCUCAAGAUCAUAGUUAUUCCAUGAAUGUGCCAAGAAAUUCCAGAUUGUGUGGAACCUCCAAGGCAAGUAAUACUAAUACAUUUCAAGAAAUGACGACAAAACUGACUCAAGAAAUGGUGAGGUCAAAAACCUUGAAAGUCAAUAUGGAAAUUGAGUACAAGCAGAAAGAAUUGGAGUACAAGCAUAAAAAAUUGGAAUACAAGCAGAAAGAGUUAGAGUAUCUGGAGAACAUGCGCAUAGAUAGAAGAAGUGAAUCAAGGCAAAGAAGAAGUGAAUUAAGGCAAAAAAGAAGACUUGAAAGACUGCAACAUUCAUGGCUUCCUCAUUUAUCUCAUCCAAGACAUCUCUGACCCGACCUGAUUUUUAAUUUUGAAAUCACCAAGUAUUUUUUGGAAAGUGUCAUAAGGCGAAAAAAGGAAGAAAUUAAUCGAUGAAGGGAUGAAGAAGCAGGUUAGGUUUAGUGGGUAGGCCCUGUUUAAACAAAGGGAAUGUGGUAGGCCCACACUCCCCGUAUUUAAACUUGGAGUCCCACACUGUUCCACAGUACGAAUGUGGUUCGUUCAUGAGAUUCCCCCUGCUAUAACAAAAAAAAAAAAAAUUAAAAAAAAAGGGAAAAAUAACUACAAUAUGUUUAUUUUUAUAUUAUUUGAAAGUUGUCUUCUAUUUUCCCCAUAUUUGAAUAAUAUCAUUUUAAAUACAUUUCUUGUUUGAUGUCGAUUAUUUUGUUGGAAAUUUCGGGGAUAUCGGGUGUGCUAAUCAAUUUCCCGUAGUGGUUAUAAAUAAGUUGAUUUUGUAGGAUAACCUAUAAGGCAGCGCCAUUUGAACAGAGGCCUUUGUUAUUGACCCACUUGGAAUAAGGUUGUAAUGGAUUACUGGUAAACAGGUUACACUGUAUCUUAAAAUAACUAGUAUAGUAUUUCCAAAGUCACUUGAACUAGUCCAUAAAAACGCUUGGCCAUAGAUGUCCCUUUGAAGUGGAAACCGCGAUCCGCUAAAUACCGGGGUUGAUUUGAAAGUAAUCUUAGGCAAUAAAUUCACUCUCCCCAAAAUAAUUUCUGGAAAGUUGGACAACCCUUGAAAAAUCUAAAUAUUCUGGUUCCUCCAAGUGACUUUGGAUAUACUAUACUGCAUUACUGACCAAAGAAGGCAGUAUCAAUAAUAUUGUCAUGUUGGGUGCAACAUAAAGUUAAUGUUUAUCACAUUCAAGGAAAAAAAAAGUGAGAAUUUGCUGAUGCUGAUCACGGAAUUAUUGGUGAAGGAAAUAACUUUUUGAAGGAGACAACCCCAACUGCUAAGAUGAUCAAAGUAACAGACAGUUGAAACAGUGAAUUAUUGUUCAGAACAUUAAUAACGAAAUAAAGAGUUUAUGUAGAAAAUUUUUUUUUUUUUUUUCAAGUACCCUAAUAUAC